Molecule: messenger RNA, 3762 nt
Organism: Acanthaster planci (crown-of-thorns starfish)
Lineage: Eukaryota; Metazoa; Echinodermata; Asteroidea; Valvatida; Acanthasteridae
Product: palmitoyltransferase ZDHHC22-like
Molecular function (GO): palmitoyltransferase activity
Source: RefSeq, a predicted model, not a curated record
CCUUGUUGGUAGUUGAUUGGUCAUGGUGGGGAUUGUAUAUUUGGGGACCCCGUUCCUAUAAUGGGAGACCUAGCCUAAGCAGGGCCUAUACAAAUCGCCUUAACAUAAAGCGAUUUAGGCCUAGUCCCACUUGGACUUCCAGUUGCUCGGACCGUGGUGGUGCUAGAAUCUUGCAAGAUGGAUGUUGGAGAGAAAGCUAAACAGAUUAUGUCGUAUUUCACUGAGCCAAAUAUGAUGAAACUGCUUCGCUUUGCUAACAUCGCCGGCGUGGUGUAUUUCUGGGUUGUCUCCUGUACUGCCCUGUACGUUAACCUGUUCUGCGUCCUCCCUGUCCUGCUGGCGGACGAUGACUUUUGGCUGAGGUUUCACUGGUGGCUCUUCAGCCUGGCUGCAUUCAACAUGUACCUCAACUACUUCAUCUGUCUAAGGAAGAACUCGGUCUACACGGCUGCAGGGACUAGGACGGGUGAGGGAGACGAGCUCACUGCCAAGGGGUGGGACCACUGCGUUCCAUGCCAGCAGUACAUCCCACCUAGAGCCCACCACUGCCCCAUCUGCAAGCGUUGCAUCCUCAAGCGGGACCGGCAUUGCUACUUCCUGGGCGUCUGCGUGGGCCACUUCAACCAGAGGUACUUCCUGGUCUUCCUGCUGUACGCCACUAUCGCGGCCCUACACGCCGCCCUCUCUUUCCUUGCGUACCUGAACACCAACCUGGCCCCGUUCCUCUCGGCCGGAGCCUACAACUACCUGUACCCGAUUGGCACUGCAAUGUGGAUCUUGGGCUACAUACCCACGUAUCUAUACGGAACCCUCACCUUAGCCUACAUUUGCCUCAUGUUAGGGAUUGGCUGCUGUGGGCUGUUCUACUUCCAUUUCCGGCGAGCGCUCAGUGGCCAGACCUCCCACGAGUACGCCAACCGAAUCACCACCUACAAUCGCGGAUCACAGAGGAACUUGGAAGAGGUUUUCGGCAGGUACUGGUGGCUGGCUUUCGUGCUGCCGAUUCCGCUGAAGCAAACAAGUGACGGCAUUGUAUGGAACAAGCCAAAGGAAAUAAAGGGAAUUUAAGCAUCCCCCCUUCCCCUUGCAAGGGAUGUGACGUUGACUCAGCUCAAGCAUUCAAAUGACACACAGUCUCUACAUCUGUUGACAGGCUGUCCGAAAAGUUUGAACAGAAUCCAACUUUACAGUGUUUGAUGUCAAUGCCAUUUGGCCCUUCAGUUUGACCUUGCGUAGACACUAUGUCCGUCAUGCCAAAUUAUUUCAUUACAGAACACCAGAAGCAUGACAUGAUCCCGUUUCAUGCUAGAUGUAGUUUAAUCUGUACAUUUUUCAAUAGUACUAGAAAACAAGGAAAUGUUUUUGUUGUUAUCCAUCAUUACAAUCUACAUAUGUAUACACUUUGUUGUGCUUGCUUUCAACACACCUCUAGCUAAGAAUUUACCGGUAGCUUACAGCAACUCUCAUGCGCAUCUGAAGUGUUGGCUGGUCAUGAUUUCAGUGAUAUGUAAAGUUUGGGUUACUAAAUUAUACAAUGAUUCCCAUCCUCAACCCUAACCCCCUAGGCACUUUUUGCUAGGGACCCUCCUCAAUCCUCCAAAAUCCUCCAAUUUAGGGGUUGAAAAAAAUGGAUUCUCCGUCAUUUCUCCGAAAUUUCCUGGAAAUGUUUACUUGGAGGUAUGCCUACAGCCUCAAUCCUUCAAAACCCUCUGGCAAUUUCAGUCAUUACCGGUAUGUUGAGGCAGUGCGAAUGGAAUUCUUGAACAGUGUGGUUGAUUCAAGGAAACAUCGGGCCGAAUUUAAGCAAAAACCAACGCAGGUGUUGCCCACGACCUUCACACAUGGCCUCCUUCGCAGUAAGCCAUGCUCUUUUGUCAUUCAUCCCAAAUCCUCCAAAACCACCUGAAGGAUUUUGGAGGACUGAGGAGGGUUAGGGUUAACCUCCAUGAAAAAAACAUAUUUUACAUGAUACAAUACAGUACAUGUCAUGGUACAUGUAGUUGCAUGUAACGAUUUCACUACAGUGAAGUCUUAUUUUCACUACAGUGUUUACAGAGAGGGACUUUGAUGUUCCUGGCCAUGCAAAUAUUUCCCUCCAUGGAAAUGGGUGCGAUUUUUUCUCUGCAGAGUCAGAAACACCAUUUGACUCCAGUCUUUCGGGGGCUGUCCAUUUGUGGUCAUUUUCACAAGCAUAGAAAAUGUGAUUGCUUUUCACCUUGCUGUGAACGGUGAUGAUAUACACUUUUGGGAGGGGUCAGGGAAAAAGGCCAUCUUUUUGUACGGUCGUGAAAGUGAUGAAAAAAACAGGGACAACCACUUAACGCACACCAAUUCAUCCUUUUUUUUUCUGUGAUAGUGUUGAGAUUUGGUACAGUGGAGGAAAGAACGUAGCCUGUAGCACAGGACAAGGCUUACACGUACAUGUACAAGACUGUGAAAAGUAGGUGUUGAAUCUGUGUCAAGUAUCACUCUAUUCAUACUGAUGACAUUUUCGUAGGGCAUAACUCAGUUAAGGGAAGGUUUUACUGACUGGUACAUGUAGCAAACCACAUUUGGGAGGGAAAUUACAAAAACUGAAGACACGACAAGGCAUGGGCAAGCAUAAACUAAAAAUUAAAUAUUUACAUUUGUCAGACAGUGCUACGUGAAAUACAGUACAGUCAUUUAAUAACGCCUCCUAACAUGCCUAGACUGCACGGUGAACAAAAAAAAUGAUUUAUAAGGUCAAAGUUCAAACUUUAUACGGCCCUUGAUUGGCUUUUUUAUUGUAAGAGUGAACAAAGUCUUUUGAAUUUGACUUUAGAAUUUUGACCAUUUAUGUCCGUAGCAUUCUGUAAUCUGUACUUCAUUACUUAGUGAAUCAAAAAUCCUUUAAUUAAUGCAGUGAAUACAUGUACUUGGAGCAGUACUCAUUUUUAUAAAAGCAGCAGGGGUGAGACUGGGGGAAAGGAAAAUAUCCACACAAUGAUGCACGCAUGUUUUGAGAGCCCCUAUAGCAGCACAAAAAGAUUUGUGUGUGUUCUAUGUCGACAUUUUCACAUGUACAUGAAUGUAAAACCAUUUUUACGGUAAAUUCGGCAUUAUCCAGACUUUAAAAGGUUUUGGGAAAAUUCCUGAUAAAUCUCGCCCCCGAAGCAGAAACAAGCUGGUAUAGAAUGCGCUCUUUGAUGUGCAAUUUACAUGUACAUGUGCAAGACAUUUUCAAUGCAAACCACACACUGCUGUUUAAAGUUUUCCUUAGGUACCUGUGCAUAUACCAUUUCACAGAGCUACAUGUAAUAUGCAGAAAAUUCCAAUCAGUAAAUCCUGAUUGUUAAACAGGUGCAUAACCAGAAGAGGUCAGGUUACAAGCAUGGACAUGGACGUAAUUUACAUGUUCGAAAAAGAAGCUUUAUGGAUUUCAAUAUGGGAAAAAUAAUAAAAAAUUGUAAUUUAGACUUCAAGAAAGUAAACGCUGAUUAUUACAAUUAUACAAAAACAAGUACCGAAACAAGUAAAAGAUUAUGUCCUAGAUAUCAUCCACCGCCAAGAUAAACAGUUUUGAAAUUAAUUUUUUUUCAGAUGUCAACAUAAUUUCAUAUUUGUUUGUUUUUUGCUUGUUGAACUUGAACGUUUUUUAACCUUGUGAUAAACUUUUGUACUCAUAUCAUUUUGUACUUACAGCAGAAUUCAUGGCCUAUGGUCUGAAAAUUAUAGUCCAAAGUAGCAGCCAUUUACAUGUAACUCAUGAUUUUGUUGUGCAAUUAAAUGGAAUACAAUGUA